Messenger RNA from Pomacea canaliculata, 3437 nucleotides. RefSeq lists its product as uncharacterized. Lineage: Eukaryota; Metazoa; Mollusca; Gastropoda; Architaenioglossa; Ampullariidae. The coding region runs from base 612 to 2363 and encodes 583 amino acids. The record is from RefSeq and is a predicted model, not a curated record. Gene Ontology annotation, molecular function: protein binding. The transcript has 19 exons.
AUGUCUACAAAAAUUUUGGCUCGGUUACGGCUUCCGGUUACUUUGUUCGCAUGCGUUUGUUUACAUUCACUAUGGCGAUAGCCCUCUGUUUUAUUUGGGACUAGUUUUGAAAUCAGCGGAAAAACAGCUUACAAAUAAAAAUUUAUAUCGCCCAUUCACAAACAGUAAUUACAGUACGAACAAGAUUCACGCUGUGCACUUUUCGGAAAGCAGAUGGAUGUAAUCUGAUACCACUGACCUCAGUUGUUAAGUGGACUAAAUCUUAUUGAGUGUGAAACCGUACAUACCCAUCCGCUCGUAUGCUGUCAAUGUGUCGGUUAACUGUCUCAGCUUCAGUUGUGGAUGUCAUUCGACGAGAUCGCGGAUCAAAUCUAAUCUGUACGGUAGUAAAUUCACCAUCUUUAUCAUGCCAUUACAUUUUCUAAAAACAAAAGACCUAUUAAUUGUGCAAGUGAUCAUAUAUAUACAGUUUUUCGACUAAAAGUCUUUUUUAGAACCAUUGUUGUUUUCAGGCUGGAGAGAUCACAUGCUUCGACUUAUUAAACAUGCCAUCUUAAAGUCAUUGUUUAUUUCAUACCCAUUUCCCCCCCUCAUUUAAAAAGAUUGUUUCUAUGGAAAACACAAGAUCCUACGCAGAAGAGGCAGGCUACCUAUUACAACGAUAUGGUGCCCUUUAUCGCGACAAGGGGGGAAAUACACUUCUUCAUCAUGUAACAUCUUGUAACCCAACUCAUAUUUAUGUUUUGGCCAACAAUGGUGUGCCAGUCAACAUUCAGAACAAUGUGGGUGAUACAGCUCUUCACCUAGCAGUGCGUGCAAACAACUUUGAUUGCACAGAAGCCUUGAUUCAGUGCAGUGCUGAUUUGUCCAUCAGAAAUGAGAUGGGCCAGCUGCCAGUUGAUGAAGCAGAGGGAUCAUUGAAAGAGCUGCUUGAAAAAUUCCAGCCUGAACCACUACAGGCAGUACUAACUGGAAACGCUUCCGUGCUCUUAAAGCAUCUUCGGCAAAACUGGUGUAGUGUAAACAGCAUUGUAAAGUGUGGGGUAGUGGCAGCCCUGGAGAAUGGCCGUUUCAAGUUGCUGAGUCACCUGGUAAGGACAACCUGGGCAAGUACAACCACUAUUGUCAAGGGUGGGAAAAAUCUUUUACAACUAGCAGUGGAACUUGCAGAAAGGAAACCAGAAAUAACAAACUGCUGUCGCAUUUUGCAAGAUUACAAGAAUACAAAUGAACUAAUUCAUGCUGUUCUAGCAGAGGAUACAAAAAAGUUGGAAGAAUUCUUACAGAUUCACCAUGGAUAUUGUAUUAACACCAGAUUCAGGGACAAAUAUGGCAAAACACUUUUGUCUCAUGCUAUUGACAGCAACAACUAUGCAAUGGUACGCUUGUUGGUAUCUGCUGGUAGCCGGGUCAACCAGAUACGUGUCAGAGUCAAUGAACAGAGCAAAGAAACAGUCCCUUUGUUUUUCAAAGCUCUGAAGAUGGAUAUUGAUCCAGGCAUUCCUCAGUUUCUGUACUCCGUGCAAGAGGAUUCAGAAAUGAUGGAAAAAGAUGAAAAUGGAAAUACAGCCUUACUCCGAGCAGUGGAAAAUGGGACAUCCAAUCAGAUUAUCAAAUGGCUUCUUGCUACACAAAAUGGACUCAAUGUCUGCCAGAGAAACAAGGAUUCUCUAAAUGCUCGAGAACUAGCCAAAUCAAGAGGAAGGUUGGAUGUUGUUGCACUAAUUGACAAUUUCAUUCUUCAGCAACAAAAGAAGUUCUUCCUUGUGAAUUUGCCCGUCCACUUCUAUGGACUGGAAAAUCUUCAGUUUGUAGAUGAACACAGUGGAAAGUCUUUCAUUGACCUGGUGGCUGAGAGUAAAGACGAAGAUGAUUAUAAAAGUCUUAAACACUAUAAAGCAAUAGAGAACAAAGCAGUAACUCUGUUUGAAGCAGCUGCCAGGGGUGAUUUAGAACAGGUUCAACAGCUGAGUGUUGCAGAUUUCCAAGACAAGAAUGGUUACACAGCUUUGAUUCGAGCCAUUGUAUUUAACCAACCAGAUGUGGCCAACUUCCUCUGCACUUCCAGACCCCUCCUCAAGUUUAUACCAGACAAUUGCAACCGUUACCCUUUACACUAUGCAUGUGCCCUGCCACUUGGGCAAGAUGAAAUUUUCAUUAGAAUACUUUUGGAAAAAGACCCGGAGUUAAUUGAAAAGAAAAUGGACAAGGAUGGCCAUUUUCCUGUAGAAUACAGCAAUAUGCGAGGAUCAAAAGAGAUUCGACAGAUGCUUUAUGAUGCUCGAACAUUGGAUGCAUAUGGCGUGCACAGGUCUUCACUGGGGCCAUGGCCACAGGAUGCAGACACUGAACCUCCUAUGUGAAGAAAAUUUUCUGCAGACCUGGACUGUCAUAAUGACUACUCCCAAUGUUACUGUAUUUUAUCCCUGAACUUUAAAAAAUGUACAGCCUACACUCAAUUUAUGUUUGUAAAAAUUAAUGUGUUGCAAGUAUGAGUGGAUUUUGUUGAGAGAUAGACAUAAUAAUGACAAAGAAUGUGAGGAGAAAGAAAAGGAAACAUCUUAAUUUUUUCACACAUAGAAAGGUGAUUUGCUCAAGUAACUAAACUUUUUCAGCUAAUAUCUUGUCAAAUAUUUGCCAAUCCACACAUUAUAUGAAAUCAGCAAACAAGUAGCAAAACUCUGCUUUUCUGCUGUAUUUGCAUUUUUAUGGCACAGCAAACUUUCCCAAGUUGACCCAGCUGUUAGGAAUAGAUAAGGCAGAGAGAGAGAGAUAUGCCCUGCGUUCACAAAAUGCUGGCCCUGAGGUAAAUGGUGUCUCUAACACCUCACUUCCCUAAUGACCCCCAAGAAGUUUAGGGGACGACCUUUAUUUUAAUGUAAUUUUUUUCUUCUUUAAACAUGACUUAAUUUUGUAUUUUAAUUUUUGUGUAGGAUUGCUGUAAUUUUGCAUGUCUUCCAAUGAUGGCUGACAAAGACUAUUUUUUAUGCUUUUGUUUGCUACAUAAUAGCUUUGGAAGAGUACAAAGCUUACUUAAGGUGUGAUAUUUUCUGAUUAUCAGAAACUUUAAUGGUUGUUUGAGCUUUCAAAUCACUUCUGUGAUUCUGGAAUGCAAAGACAUUUAUUUUUGAUACUACAGUUUAACAGUUUGCAAAACCUAAGUGCAGUGUACCUCAUUAUUAUGUUUGUGCUUUAGCCUUAACAUUUUAAACAUCAGUUAGGAUUUCUUCCUGUACUGUCUCGUACUCGGAGCCCUAGCACUGGCUGUGGAUUGCAGUGGUCAACCCUUCUUUUUUUCCCCUAUAAAAGAAAAAAAAAAAUUAAAAAACACUUUUGUGACAAACUUAAUGUGCUAUUAAUUCUGUUAAUAUGCCAUCAACUUUGAGGUUGACGUUUGAUGGGUUAAAUUUUAUUUGAUCCUAUAUAUCAUAUACAUA